Aaosphaeria arxii CBS 175.79 is the source of this 954-nucleotide messenger RNA. RefSeq lists its product as uncharacterized. The transcript has a single exon. Lineage: Eukaryota; Fungi; Ascomycota; Dothideomycetes; Pleosporales. The record is from RefSeq and is a predicted model, not a curated record. Bases 235 to 804 code for a protein of 189 amino acids.
CUGAUUAUACAGGGCAUUUUAUGUUGCCUUUAUCCUCCGUUGGAGAGGUGAGUGGGUGAUGUGGAGGAAGGUACGGUUGGGCGUACUCAUGUACGGACUAAGAACUAUCGAAUGUCGAAAUUUUGGGUCGAUGCAAUCCAUAGUUGCUAUGAGAUGGAGAAAGUGGGAGAGUGAGUCUGCCAUGAAUUGAGCCUACCCUUCGACCUGCUGCCUAGAAUAGAUACGAGUAGACAGAUGCACUGCAUAUACGGGCAUGGUUGCUCGACGUUUGAUCCCUCCGAGAUGAUCAACAGGCCUAUCCGCUCCGUCCUGGAGCCCUGUCGAUGGUUUCGCAAAGCCGGUGCGAACCACCCCCGGAGGGUUUAUAUCGUUCGACAUGGUUGGCUAAGGUUCCGAUGGAGUGGACACGUCAGAGAAGAUUACACUCGUGUCACCGAAUUGUGCACCACCCCGUCACAUGAUGUAGAAGCAGGAGGGGCAAGAAGCCACAGAAGCUGCGUAUUUGAGACAAGAAUCAUUUCACUACAUAUCUCAGCCUCGAGUGGUACACACAAGGACUGGGAGGGAGAAAAAGUACAGAGGGAGAGGGAGGAGAAAGAAGAGGAAAAACAGCCACGCCAAGUUACAGUAGAUACGAGAGUUAUUAGAGAGGAAAAAAAGGAGGCAUCCCACUUGAUCAUCGCCAAAAGAUUUGGUGGUAGUAGUAAGAAUCCAGGAAGGAGGAUGGUGUAUGUUGUUGCGGUGUGCUUUGAUGCACCUCUCCCCGGCUGCGGGAGGCGCCGAUUCCCGUUAAUACAAAAAUAAAAAGGUAAGGAAAAUGUCUUGUAAGAAGGGCGGCUUAAGUACCGCCUGCGAUAGAAGAGGUGUUUUGAAGGUGAAAGCCCCAGCCCACAGCAGGGUAUCAAAGAAGACUUUGGGCUUCGGUGCAGCCACUCAGCAGAACGCAGAAAUAUG